Molecule: messenger RNA, 2087 nt
Organism: Cynoglossus semilaevis (tongue sole)
Lineage: Eukaryota; Metazoa; Chordata; Actinopteri; Pleuronectiformes; Cynoglossidae
Gene: arg2
Product: arginase 2
Exons: 8
Coding region: 324-1376 (350 amino acids)
Cellular component (GO): mitochondrion; cytoplasm
Molecular function (GO): arginase activity; manganese ion binding
Source: RefSeq, a predicted model, not a curated record
UAUACAGAACAGGACGUUCCUUUUGAAAAUAUCAGACUAAAACGGCUAGAUCGCGGAUAAAUUAAAUAGCGCAUCUCGUCUUAACACUGUUUCUUUGUGUCGGCACAAGAAAACAGUGGUGACUGUGCGACUGUGUCAUCGCUGAUUCAUCAGCUCAUGAAUAAUUAAUUAGACGGCUUUGGCAUAAGAGCAACAUCCAGCAGAGGCGCAACAUCUACCGUGGCUUUCAUCAUACUCUUCCGCUGUAGCACGCGAGGGCUGUGAUCAGGACCAGAGAGUUGGGUUUCAACUACUUUCAACAAGAACCAGAAAUACAGAAAAAGAUGGCUUUGAGAGGACCAGUGUCCUGUCUUCUCAGAACUCUUCUUAGCCGCUCACAGAAGCAGCAGAUCCGGGCUCAGUCAGUUGCCGUACUUGGCGCUCCUUUUUCCCGAGGACAGAAAAGGAGAGGUGUGGAGCACGGACCUAAGGUGAUCAGAGACGCUGGACUCAUCGAGCGGCUCUCCGGGUUAGACUAUUCCGUCCAUGACUUUGGAGACCUGAACUUUCCCCACAUUGAGAAGGAUGAACCUUACAUGGAAGUGAAGUUCCCCCGAAAUGUGGGGGCAGCCAACAAGAUUCUGUCCGGCGCUGUGAGCAGAGCCAUUGGUGCUGGACACACCUUCGUUAUGCUCGGAGGUGACCACAGCCUUGCUAUUGGAUCGGUGAGCGGCCAUGCUCAGCAGUGUCCUGACCUGUGUCUCGUCUGGGUGGACGCUCAUGCCGACAUCAACACACCUGUGAUUUCUCCAUCAGGAAACCUCCAUGGUCAACCUGUGGCUUUCAUGCUCAAAGAACUGCAAAGCAAGAUGCCGUCACUCCCUGGCUUUUCCUGGAUGAAGCCGUUCCUCUCCUCCAGGGACCUGGUGUACAUCGGUCUGCGGGACGUGGACCCUGGAGAGCAUCACAUCCUGAAAGACCUGGGAAUCCAGUAUUUCACAAUGAGGGACAUUGACAGACUGGGAAUCCAGAGAGUGAUGGAAGCUACUCUAGACCACCUUUUGGCAAGAAAACAGCGCCCAAUCCACUUGAGCUUCGACAUCGAUGCCUUUGACCCGUCGCUGGCUCCGGCCACAGGAACACCGGUGAACGGAGGUUUGACCUACAGGGAGGGGAUCUACAUCACAGAGGAAAUUCACAACACAGGCCUGCUGUCAGCCAUGGACCUGGUAGAAGUCAACCCCAUGCUGGGGGCCAACCCUGAAGCCGUAGAGGCCACUGCCUCGCUCGCGGUCGAUGUCAUUGCCUCGUCUUUGGGACAGACGAGAGAGGGCGCCCACGGGUCCAAUAUGGAGAUUCCGUCAGCAAAGGACGACACAGAGCAGCUCUGCCUCUGAGACGCCGUCCAGUAAAGCAAUGGACUCGAACAUACGCGACCAUUCCGCAAGUUUGAACAGAAGACUAUGAAUGACUGAGAGUGGUGUUGAAAAAUGAUUCUUGUCUCUUUGCUGAAUGUUGUAGUGUUUAAGGUUGAAAAAAAUGUGAACCUUUAUGAAAGCUCUGGAUGCAGAGAAGAAUAAGUUUUCACUGUAGAGACUGCUACCACCAAGGAUGUGUUACUGCAGAGUUUUACUGCUGUUCUAAACUAUUUUGUAUUUAACUUAACUUUAAGAUGACACAGCUGCCACAUAUUUAUUAUGGUGUUUAUGUUUAAGUCUGACCUGCCACAGAGUUACAGGAAGAACGAAAAAAACAACAAGGCCAUGUGGCUGUUAGUUAAAGAAAAACUACUCGUGUGCACUUUUGGACCAGACAUGGUUAUAGUAAUUUUGAGGUUGAUUUGUUUUUUUUUUUGCAUUUCAUGAAUAGUACAAUACAUGUACUAGAAGUACUGCAUGUUAUACCUGGUAAUUUGAGUAAGGAUUUCUUCUUAUAAUGUACCUUUCUACAUUUCAUUGCCAAUGCUGGCAAACAAUGAUUAUAAAUAUUAAUAUUAUUAUUAGCAGAAUUAAGUUUGACUCAAUCUCCUGUCUCCUCUGUAUCUGCUACAAUGAGGCUACUGAUGGAUUUGUCAUUAAAACAGAGUUUAUUUUUUAGUCUCCAAUAGA